GGCGGACGUAUUCUAAAGUGACGCAAGCCUAACGCUUUACGGCAUGCGUUUUAUUAGAAUUUCCUCGAUUCAAAUUGUUUUAAAUUCAUUUAAAAAGUCAUCAAUAAACACAUGACCAAUUAGAGAAGUAGUUGCAACAUACUAGAAAAAUGGCACGCGAAUUUGAUCAUCUUUUCAAACUGCUGAUUAUCGGUGACAGUGGUGUCGGUAAGAGUUGUUUGUUACUACGAUUCGCUGACAACACAUUUUCUGGUAGUUAUAUCACUACUAUAGGUGUAGAUUUCAAAAUAAGAACUCUAGAAAUAAACGGUGAGCGAGUGAAGUUACAAAUAUGGGAUACAGCUGGUCAAGAAAGAUUCAGGACCAUAACCAGCACAUACUAUCGAGGAACUCACGGAGUCAUUGUUGUUUACGAUGUCACUAAUGGGGAAUCUUUUGCUAAUGUGAAGCGAUGGCUACAUGAGAUUGAACAAAAUUGUGAUGUCGUAAACAAAGUUUUGGUGGGAAACAAAAAUGAUUGCCCUUCAAGAAAGGUGGUUGUUACAGAAGAUGCACAGAGGUUUGCUAAUCAAAUGAAUAUACCUUUGUUUGAAACUAGUGCAAAGGAAAACAUCAAUGUGGAGGAAAUGUUCCUUACAAUCACUAAAAUGGUACUAAGGUCAAAAUUAGAAAUGAAGGAGAGACAAAAUGUGACCUCAAAUGAUACAGUGCACCUAAAAAGGAGUCACAAAACUAAGAAGAAAUGCUGCUAGUGGUUACAGGCAACGGCUCAGUGCCAUGGACGUUGCUUAUACUAUGCUCAAAUACCGAGAGAUAUGUUGCACAACCCUAGCAGGUGACUCAACACCAUAGACUAAUACUGUAUACCAAGGAGAAAUUAAUUAAUGUUGUCAUUGUAGGAUGCGAAAAUAUUUUUUUUACAUAUUUACUACAGAACAGCCCUUUACAGUGUAACUGAUUGCAGUAUAAAUACUUAGUUUGUAAUUUCAUUCAUGUAUCACAUAAUUUUAUUUUGUUAUAAAAUUAUCAGUUUUGUGUUACAG
This is a messenger RNA of Chilo suppressalis (striped riceborer), 1043 nucleotides long. The record is from the annotation of a GenBank genome assembly. NCBI's taxonomy places the organism in Eukaryota, Metazoa, Arthropoda, Insecta, Lepidoptera, Crambidae.